UGAAUGAGCACUUCAAUCAUUCAACCCCUUUGGAAAGUUUCUUCAGGAAGACUACUGGGAUGCAAACAAGUUGUGAUGAUGAUGAUGAUGAAAUAGGAAUGAAUGGAGGAGAAGAAAUAUCUGCAGGAAGACCACCAUGAAGAAAUCACAGCUCCUGUUUUACCCCCUCUUUUGGAUUGCUCAGUCGUCGUUGUCGUCGGAAGGAGUCGCCUUAAGUCUUGUUGUACACAUUCACCAGAGCGAUACAAAGCAUGGUGGACCUCGAGGCGAGGGUGGGUGUAGUGGUCAUUCGGGCCUUGGACUGGGUCUGCCAAGGCGAGAGACGAUGCACGCGUGGAUCCGUCCAGCACCUAAGCUAAGGAGUUGGGUAUGGUGAGGCUUGGUCUUUGUACUCUUGAACAUUGCUGACAUGUCAUUGUCCUCGAGCGUGAGUUCGCUUGGAGUUUGUGUCUGGACCUUUACAUCAAGAGGUCGGAUCAACUCGGACAGCCCAUGUGUGACUGCGGAGAGGAUUCUCUUGGUCCGUUCAGAAGUUGAUUCUGAUGACAGUGUAGGAGUUGACGAGGGCGGUCACAUACGUGAUCCACAGCGCUGCCUGGAAUGCUUGAGUGCUGGAUCCCCGAGGCCCUUACAUGGCUGGUGCUGUUCAAUUCUGCUGAAACAUUUCAG
This is a messenger RNA of Kockovaella imperatae, 669 nucleotides long. RefSeq lists its product as hypothetical. NCBI's taxonomy places the organism in Eukaryota, Fungi, Basidiomycota, Tremellomycetes, Tremellales, Cuniculitremaceae. The coding region runs from base 137 to 376 and encodes 79 amino acids. The record is from RefSeq and is a predicted model, not a curated record. The transcript has a single exon.